Messenger RNA from Lottia gigantea (owl limpet), 195 nucleotides. RefSeq lists its product as hypothetical. The annotation marks the transcript as partial. Lineage: Eukaryota; Metazoa; Mollusca; Gastropoda; Lottiidae. The transcript has a single exon. The record is from RefSeq and is a predicted model, not a curated record.
GGUUCCAAAGAAAACAUUUCCAAUUAUAGACCAAUUUCUAUUUUACCCACCAUCUCUAAAAUUUUUGAAAAACAUAAUAUCUCCAUUAAUAUUAAGACCUUUUUUAAUAAUUUCAAUUUAUUUUAUAUUAACCAGUCGGGUUUUGGACAGAACUAUUCUUGUUCUACAGCACCAAUUCGGAUUACUGAUAAUUGA